UUUGAGCCGGAUUUGAGUGAUUCGAAAAUUUGUUUUUCAAAAAAAUUUGUUUUUCAAAGUUUUUUUUUCGUGGAUUUCAGGUUGGUUUUUUGUUGAUAAAUCAUGAAUAAUACAUUGGCCAUAAUGGAUUCAACAACAACAACAACAAACAUUGAUCAAAAACCGAUUGAAAAUUUUAUCAAUUUAAUCAUACAUAAUCAUUCAUUGGAUGAAUGUUUUUCUGGUUUUACAAAAACAUCACCACAAAAUGAUUUAACAACAAAAAAAAUAAUGCAAUCAAAAUUAAUAUCAAUAUUUAAAGAUAUUAUUAUCGAACCAAAUCUUUUGGAAUUGAAUCUAAAAUUUUAUAUUGAUAAUUUAAGUCGUACAAUUGAUCAUAAACAAAGUGAUUUAAUGUUUGAAUUUUUGGAUGGUAUUAUCAAUGCUGAUCUAGUUAAACCAAUGAUUGUUUGUCGCUGUAUUUUAUCCGAAAAUUUUGAAUUAAAUAAUGAAAUCUAUUGGGUAAACGGGCUGAAUUUUAUUGAACAUAUUAUUCAUUUGGUUAAAUAUAAAGAAGUAAGAGAUAUUUUGGCUAUUUUACUUUCGAAAAUAUCAUUAAUACCGAUAAAAUGUUCAAAAUCAAUUUAUCGUCAAGUACAUGCUUUUCAUAAUUUAAUUGCAUUAAUUUUGGAUCGUGAUACAAGUCUUUUACCAGCAUACUUGGUACUGGAUGAAAUUCAAAAUAAAUUCUAUACAGUUUUACAAAAUGGUAAUGGUCAUUGGGCAUUUUCCAAAUUAAUAUCAGUAUUUGUUGAUAGUUUUCGUCCGAUUGCUAAAAUCGUAUCGCAUAGUGGUCGGCCACGUAUUAUGCCUAUAGUUGGUUAUUGUUUUUGGAUAAAUUCGCUGAAUUUGGAUGAAAAAACAGCUAAAUAUAAAUUAAAAGGCCUACUACCAUAUGAUAAAGAAUUGAAUGAACCACAAACCAAAUUACUAUUGCAAAUUAUUGAACAAAAUAAUUCACGUGAAACUAUUGCCCAUAUACUAUCGUUGGCUAAACAUCAAACAGAUUUAAUCAUCAAAGAUCAACAACGUUCAAUAAAUAUUAUUGAAAAAUUAUUAAUCGAAUUGAUCAUCAGUACCGUUGUUAAAAGUUGUAAUUAUAAAACAUUUUUCGAUAACAACAGUAACGGUAGUUUUGAAUCAUUUGAUUUUAAUCAAAUGGAAAAUGAUGUUGUACAAAUCAGUAUGCUUUGGAAUCAUAUUGCAUCAACAACUCUAUAUUUCAUUUCACAAUAUCAAAAUAUUUCAUUUCCAUUGCUGAUCGCCGGUCUUUUGGAUAGACUUUAUGAAUAUGGAAAAUCAUUUUCGAAUCAAAAUCUAAUAAAAUGUCGUGAAUUCCUAAUGUGGACAUUAUUACAGAUAAUUUCUGGAACAAAAUCAUCAUCAACAGAUGACCAGAACGAACAAAACAUUAUUAUUUUAACAAAUUUUUUAAAAUUAUUCGAUUUACUUUAUUGGGAAAAAGAACCAUUACCAUUACCGGAUUUUCAUAAACGUAAUAGUGUUUUUAUUAUGUCAGCAUCAUCAUUGUUUAUAUUGAUAACAAAAAAUGAUUGUUUGGAUAGUUUAAAACAACAACCAACGCAACCGCAACAACCAAGAAUACCUAUUGCACUUAAAUCACAUAUAAAUUAUUUACGUAUGGCAGUCGCUACGAAUUCGAAUCUUUCCAAAGAUUAUUCUAUUGCUAUUCUAUGCAAUUCUUAUUCAUCAAAUCCAGAAUUGUAUUCAAAAAUUUAUAGAUAUUUUGUUGAUAAUAUUAUUGAAUCAAGAAACAACAACAACAAAAUAAAUCAAACAUCAACAACAACAACAUCGUCGGUAAAUGAUGAUCAUUUUAUAUUAAUGGAAAUGCUUGAUUCAUUAACAAUACAUACAAGAAAAGAAUUAACAUCAUAUAUAAUGAAUCGUUUGUUUAGUGUAAUGCAAGCUAAAACAAUGCCAACAUUUCCAUCAUAUUUAAUUGAAACAUAUUGCCUACUAACAUCGAUCAGUGAAAUUGAUCAACAUGAAGAAACAAAAACAUGGAGUCAUUUAAUACAAAUUUCGAAAAUUCAUAGUUGGAAUUAUUUAUUUAGUUUAUUGGAAAUAUAUUCAUAUCGUUUACAUCGUAUAAAUUCAGCUAAUCAAAUGCAACUAUUACGACAAUUAUUUAAUAAAUCUAUUGUAUCGCAAAUCAAUCAUAUUCAGCUAUAUUCAUUUAUGGAAAAUACUGCAUUGAAAAUUUUAUAUGGUUUUAAUUGUUUUGAAUUUAUUGCAUUUUGUACUGUACGACCGAAAAUUGUUGAUGAAACAUUUCUACCAUCAGAUUCAGAAGAAUUGUAUAAGAUUUUCAUUUAUACUUUGGCACGUGCUACCCAUAUAACUGGUACUGAAGCCCUUUCAAGCGAACAAUAUGUACAUUGGGUUAAAGAAAUUCUUAAAGAAAUAAAAAAUCUUAAUAAUAAUUUAGCAUGGCCAUCAUUCACACUGCAAUGUUUUCCACCAAUUAUUAGUGAAUUUUAUCAAACAAAUACAAAAAAAGAAACAAAUCAUCAACAAUUAAAAACAUCGGUUGAUGAAGAAUAUCGUCGUUGGAAAUCUAUUACUAAUGAUAAUGAUCGUAUUAAACAUUUUACAUCGCAAGGAACACCACCAUUAAUUUAUUGUCUUUUAUAUAAAAUGCUUUUGGAUAAUGAAAACAUACCACAAGUAUCAUAUAAAAUUUUAGAUAAAAUUGGUGUAAAAGCAUUAUCAAAUCAUUUGAGAACAUUUGCUGAUUUUUUAGUAUUGGAAUUUGCAAAUUUAGUCGGUGGUUCACAUGUUAGUAAAUCAAAAGAAGCUGUUAAUGAUCUUAUUUGGAAAUGUCAUGUUGUUACAUUGGAUAAAUUGUUACUUUGUUUAGCAUUACGAAGUUUUGAAGGAAAUGAAGCACAAGUUUGUUUUUUCAUUAUUCAAUUAUUAACGGUAAAAAAUCCUGAUGUAAAAAAUCGUGUUAAUGAUUUUGUUAAGGAAAACUCACCCGAACAUUGGAAACAAAAAAAUUGGAACGAAAUGCAGCAAAAUUUUUUAAAGAAAUAUCCGGAAAAAUAUUAUUUUGAUCAUUUACAAGAUGUUAACAAUCUGGGAAAUGCUAUGAAUAUACCACCAAUUUUUAGUAAUAUUUGUUUACGAAUAUUACCAGUUUUUGACAUUAUUAUACAUCGUCUAAUCGAAAUGUUAUCAUGUGGAAAUGAUUUUGUAUCGAAUUUUGUCGAUACAUUAUUAAAUGAAUAUGGAUGUUUGUAUAAAUUUCAUAGCUAUCCAAUAACAUUUCUUUAUAAUACUCUACAUUAUUAUGAGAUAAAUUUGAAAGAGAAAACCAAAUUAAAAAAGAAACUAGUGUUUACAAUUAUAAAUGCAUUUAAAGAUUUUCGUCCGAAAAAUUGGUCAAUAUCCGAACCAUUUAUGAAUUAUUGUCAAAAAAAUAAUGAUGAAGAAUGGAAUCCAGGUUCAGAAUAUUUUAAAUUUUUAGUUGGAAGAUUUGUCGAUACAUUAUCAUCACAAAGUAAAUGUCCAUUCAGUAUGACUGAUUAUCGUUUUAAUGAAUUUUCAAAUAUACAAUCACAUGCAUUAUAUGUAACUUGUGUUGAAAUAUUGGCAUUACCCGGAAAACCAUCCGAUAUUUCAAAUCAAUUAAUCAAUGUUGUUACGAAUAGUCAUAAAAAUAUUUCCCGUCAAGAUAUUGAAUUAUGGAUCAAUGCUAUUGGUUUGAUAUUUACAGCCCUACCGGAAAGUUAUUCAUCAAUACUAAAAGAACGUUUUGUUGAAUUAUUAAAAAAUUCACGUACAUUUGUAGGAAAAAAUUUCUUUCAUAUUUUUGAUUUUAAAAAUAGUCAUUCAAAUUUUUAUGAAAAUGAUAUGUGCUAUACGCUUGCCUUAUUACAUUCAUAUUGGUUUCAUGGAACAUUUGGCCAGUUAUGUUUAAUGCCACAAUUUAUCAAAGAAAAAAUCAAACCUAUUGUACAAACUGAAGAACAACUGAUAUUGGUUUGUUAUUUUGUUGGACCAUUCCUACAACGUUUACAAAGUGAACGUACAAAAUGUAUUAUUGCUAUCGCACAUGAAUUAUAUCAAAUGUUGGAUACAGUGGAUAAAAAAUGCUCGAAUCUUUAUCAUAUUGAUACUAUUUGUGAUUUGUUUUAUCAUUUUAAAUAUCGAUUUACUGGAAAUCUAUUACAAAAAUAUAUUGAUGAAAGAAUCGAUAAAUUGCGACCUGAACUUCAACAAAAAUUACGUUUUCUUUCACAAAUUUCUGAUGAUUCUGUUAGUGGAUGAUUAUCUGAA
This is a messenger RNA of Dermatophagoides pteronyssinus (European house dust mite), 4344 nucleotides long. RefSeq names its product mediator complex subunit 23 (gene MED23). The record is from RefSeq and is a predicted model, not a curated record. Gene Ontology annotation, cellular component: transcription regulator complex; mediator complex. Gene Ontology annotation, biological process: positive regulation of gene expression; regulation of transcription by RNA polymerase II. Lineage: Eukaryota; Metazoa; Arthropoda; Arachnida; Sarcoptiformes; Pyroglyphidae.